AUGUCAAAAAUAGUUGAAAAAAGGUCAGAAAGAGUAUCUGAGUUUUACGAAGACUACGCCAAAAAAGGUGAAAUCUAUACAGGAUCUGGAAUAUAUAAAGACACUAAAUCACUGCAAAACCAAAGAUAUAUGUGGCUUGAAUAUUCUUCAGGAGAGCUUAGAUGGAGUAAUCAUUCAAUUACCCAAUCUCAAUUCAAACGAAUUGCCUUAACUCACAUUAACAAAUUAACAAAAAUUCAGCACGCUAGCUCUUAUGGUUUCCAGCUAGAAACACAUCACCAUACCAUAAAAUUCUGGGCUAACAGCCAAGAAGAAAGGGACUAUUGGUUUAUAGCGUUAAAUUUGGCAUUAGACAAAAAGGAAAAUAAGCCAAAUAAAAGUCUCUCUUCUUUUAGUUCGCUAAAUUUAGACGAAAAUCAAAAAAAUCCGAGUAAACACACCCCAGCGAGUUCGAUUCACAACUUAUCGUAUUUUGCAAAUAAAAUAACAGAAGGUUCUACACCUUCUCCUACAUCAGAACAAGACUAUAAAUAUAUUCUUAACAAAUUAGCAGCUAUCAUUGAUCCUGCCAUACACGAUACAUCGCAAUCAUCAUUAGAAGAGCUUCCUCAGAGCAUAAAAAUUAUUUUAAGCCAAAAUAAUUUAUCAUUAGCAAAUAUCAUGAACUCAAAGCACCAAAAUCCAAGCUUAUCUGCAGAAACUACAUCAUUAUUACAGCAAGUUUCAGUCCUUCAAGAAAAGGUGACUUCUCUUGAAACAAUUAAGCAAGAUUACGAUACCCAUAUGCACACCCUUCAAGAUUUAACUAAUAUUUAUCAUGAUGAAAAGCAAUUAACUGAAGACUUCGCUGAAACUUUAGAACGUUUACAUUUAGAAAAAAACAAAGCAUCAAGAGACUGCAGACUUUUUAAAACUGAGCUUGAUUUUAUGUCAGAAAGAAACAAUAUUUUGGAAAAAAGGCUACAAGAAGCAGGCUUUUGUGAUGAUUCUAAAAAGUAUGUAGAAAUUAUGAAAGGAGUAAAUGGACAAGUCACAAAAAAAGGAAAAGAAAUAGAAAAAAUGGUUUCAGUUUCUUUAGAAAAAGACAGAUUAAUAUUCAGACCUGUAGAUUCUUUUGAAAUAGAAAGAGAAGAGCUGCCAUUUUCUGAAAUUACUUCGAUUACUCCUACAAAAAAAUUAGAAAAUAAAGCCCAGGCGAUAAUCCACAAUUUAAAUACCCCGAUUUGUAUAAGUUUGCCUAUAGAAAAAGCAGGGAUUUUUACUGAUAUUUUGGAUUUGUUUAACGAGUAUAAAAAGAUGCAGACUGAGUCUAUUGAAAAUUUAAUAGCAAGGCAGUUUAAAGGGAAUUGUGAUAUUUUAGAGUCCCAGUUAAGAUUUAUAGAGAAAAGAAUGAAGCUGUAUAAGUCUGCGAUUAUUGGGUCAAUAUUUGAUAUAAAAAAUUCUAUGAGCGCGUCUCAGUCAUUGCUAGAGGCUGAAAUAUUUAUUUUAGGAGAGUCUGUGCCUAAAAACAUGGUUGGGCCAGUGUCUGAGAUGUGUUUACAGUAUAUAAAUAAAGAGAGAAAAGAAAUAAUUGAGAAGAUUUCUCAGACAAAUCUGAUGGUAGCUCUUUGUAAUAAGGACACCGAUAAGGGAAAAGAAAAUGUAUAG
Blepharisma stoltei is the source of this 1647-nucleotide messenger RNA. NCBI's taxonomy places the organism in Eukaryota, Ciliophora, Heterotrichea, Heterotrichida, Blepharismidae. The record is from the annotation of a GenBank genome assembly.